AUGGCCGCGGCAACAGCACCAACGGCGCCGACUGUGGCAGCGCCAACAGCACCCACAGCUGCACCAGCAGCACCAACACCACAGCUGACCGCUUACCAUGAAUUUUUCGGCAACACCACUUUGGACCCCCAUCAACAAGACUACCAAGCGCUCAUGCGAGCCUACAGAGUUUACGACACUCCUACACCUGCUCAAUCGUUGUACAACAGCGCCGGACUGUCUACCUCCGCUUAUCCCAUGGUCUACCUGUCGCUCAUCAAUGAGAAUGGGAAUUUGUUCUACCUAUUGGUCCAUGCACCAGCCUUCUACAAGUCACUGCCUGGGGUCCCAAGCCGCUGCGAUGGAAAGGCCUACGCGUUCACCGGCGAUGUGGCUGCCAACACCAUCACCACUAUAGAAUUUCCACAGGACGCCUUUAUGUCGCCAGGAACUGGAACAGAGGAAAACGUCCCAAAGGAUCUGGAGCGAGCUCUGGACAUUCUCCAGCUCAAUCCGGACGACUCCUCCAUUGGACCUUUCCAGGACACGGAUGCCAACAUCAAGCAAGCAAAGACCCGUCACUACAUCCCUUUGCCACACCACUAUGUGCAUCUGGUUCUGGGACGCCACGUUCCAGUUCGGAAGGGUUUCAUCGACUUGGCAGCAGCCAUCAAAAACACUGGAGACAAAAUUGAGUGCCCUGAGCUCACCGAUUGGCUACUACUGUCACUGGUUAGAGCAGGAGCGGGCGCUCCACCAACUCUUGCAACAACAUUGCCUGAUAGACCUUUCGAUGAUGCAGCGCUCAAGGUGCAACGCCGAGAGCUGUUGGAACAGCAUCUUCCAGGCCUGAAGGAAGCUUCACUUCCGUCCAUGCUAGGAAUUCAGCAGAGCCUGGCGCAAUCAGUCAACGAACUGGUCCGAACCCAAAAGGACGCCCAGACCGAAGCGACAGCACGAGAAGCCAAGGCCAAGGCCCCCAGGAGUGUGGACGAAUUCUUUGGUCCCAUGCUCCACAAGCUCCUCAGCAUCCUCCACGUGCAAGACACUAGCCAGUCCCAAGGGAGCAGCGAAGCAACAGGGGGAUUCGGAAUUGUACCCAUUGUCACUCCGGACUUGGUGAAGAAAGUGAAGGCGGUGAAACUCGGUGGCAACAACACUGACAACCUGGAAGAAGGAAUUCACCCUUUCUCUAUUGUCCUGCCGUCCUAUGGAGGCUCCGAUGUUGGAGUGACCAAGGCGGCCCGAGAAAGGGCAGCAGCUUACGCGGAAGUCCACGGGGGAUCAGGGGCCUCUCUACAAGACGCCAUCGCCUUGAGAAAGCCUACUGUCCACAUUCCGGACACCUUCUCCAAGGCACAAAGUCAUCUCAUGGGCCUACUAACCUUGUGGCAAAUCCGACAGCGCUCCGACAGCUGGAUUGCUGCGCUUCCUGCCAACUACCGGAGCGAACCAGCGGCCCAAUUACCUACAGCUCCAUGGAACAGGGGAUACCUGCCUUACAUGAUGCCCCCCGACAUGGUCCCAAUGGCUUCUGACAGCUCCGGUGCCUCAAGUCUCACACCUCAUUCCUUGGGGUAUCCUCCAUUCUUCAAUGGUUUCUUUCCACCACAGGGUGGAGGAAUUAAGCCAGGCGAGGAUGACCCAAAAUCCAAGGGAAAGAACAGCCUCCAAGUGAAGAACUCUACACAUGUUCCAGAGCUCACCCAGUUCCGGAAAUUGGCCCUUGCCACCGCUGUCUCAAAGGCCGAGCAGAAAGCUGGAUCUCCGCCGCCUGAGAUCACCCACAAUGGCACCAAGGUGCAAAUGUGUGUCGGUUAUCACGUCAAGGGAAAAUGCUGGGAAAAGUGUCCUCGAGCGGCGGACCAUGUGGCCCACUCCGCACAAGACACAGCAAAGCUUGUCGAGUGGUGCAAGAAAGCUUACGCUGAAGAAUGA
Messenger RNA from Cylindrotheca closterium, 1917 nucleotides. Lineage: Eukaryota; Bacillariophyta; Bacillariophyceae; Bacillariales; Bacillariaceae. The record is from the annotation of a GenBank genome assembly.